AUGAACCAUAUAGUCCGGGAUCGUAGUCAAUGGACCAAAUAUGUGCCACUUUUAAAUGAUAGACGAAUGCUGUAUUUAAUUGUUCGUUUACUAGUAUUAUUUAUUUGGCAUUUCGAUCUUAUCAAAUGUUUAUCUAAAUCACCAUACAUAAAUACAACAUCCGGAGAAUUUUUCGGUCAACAAAUAAUCGUCAGAAAUGUUUUUGUACACCGGUUUUAUGGCAUACCCUAUGCUGAGCAACCACAACGUUUUGAGCUACCCGUCAUGCGUUCGUAUAAUUCAACUUCAACAUACGCUACGCAGAUAACGUCCGGAUGUUUACAAGCUCCCGGUGGUCUCAAUUAUGGACCGUUUGAUUUAUCGGAUCUGUACGGCGAAGAUUGUUUAACAUUAAAUAUAUUCAUUCCGCACGACGAACGAGCAAUAAAAAAGAAGAAGGCAAUUAUGGUGUUUUGUCAUGGUGGUUCGAAUCAAGUUGGAAGUGCAUCGUUGUUUGAUGGUAGUGUAAUAGCAGCAUUAGGUGACGUUAUUGUUAUCAGCAUUAAUUAUCGUCUAAAUAUAUUCGGCUUUUUAUCGCCGGACAAACAUAUAAUGAAAGGAAAUUAUGGAUUGCAAGAUCAAUUAUUGGCACUCAAAUGGAUAUCGAUAAACGCUGAGCUGUUUAACGGUGAUAAUCAACUAAUAACAUAUGUAGGACAUUCAGCAGGUGCCGCAAAUGUUGCCUUAAUGGCGAUGUCGAAAAAAUCAAAAGGUUUGAUACGUCGUGUUAUCUCACAAAGUGGAUGUCCAUUAAAUUUGUGGGCAAUUGAUCAUAAUCCGUCUAUAAGAUUUAAUAAUGCUGCAAAACGUAAUGGUUUCAAAAUAAAAAAUGAUGUUGCUAGUAAACGUGCCAUAGUUCAAGGUUUAAAAAAUCUGUCAUCGAAUGAGUUUCGAUACAUGUAUCAUUCAGGACUGGAAAUAUCGCCUGAGUAUCCAUUUCCAAUAAUCGAUGAUGAUAUAUUAGAAUCGAAUUUAGAGCAGAUGAUACACGAUGAACCAUUUCGAAGUGUAGACAUGCUAAUUGGUGUUACAGCUGAUGAAGCGUUGUACUUCGCAGAAGAACACAUAUUUCAUCAUUAUUUACCAAGACAAUAUCGAAGUACUCCUACUCCUACGUCUUAUAGUACCAUCACCACUUCAACAUCCGUAACUGCAAUGAAAGGUCAAAUGGACAACGAAGUACAACCAAGAGGAUUUAUGUAUUUUACAAAAAAUAAAUAUAUCAGAAAGUAUCUACAAACAAAUUAUCCUCAUCAUUUGUGUUUUUAUGAAGAAAUAGAACGACGUUAUAUGCCGAAAACUAAAUCAAACCUAAGUGAAAUAUCACAUUUAUACACCAGUUUAGUCAGUGAUUUAAUGUUUUAUUAUGAUUUAAUACGUUUUUUGCAUGAACGACUGAAAUCCAAGACACAAGCAAAGACCUAUGCAUAUUAUUACACCUAUCCUCCUAUAUUUGAUUUAGAAAAUGUUUUGAGAGGUCCAGAUUUAGUUGGACAUUUUGCUGAAUUAGAUCUAACAUGGGGAGUACCAUUCUACGGUAAAUAUAAUAUAACAAAUCCUGCUUACAAUAUGAAUUUAUCCUAUACAAAAGAACAAUUUGAUUUGAGUGAACAAAUGAUACUUUACUGGACAAAUUUUGUGAAAACCGGAGAUCCGAAUAACCCAAAUGAUAUUCAAGUUCAUUGGCCACCAUAUGAACAAACAAAAAAAUCAUUUAUUAAUCUUCAUGCUUCAAAUAUUAGAACAGAAAAUCAUUAUUUAGAAGAACGUUUUCUGUUCUGGGAUACGAUACUAAAUCAUCGAACAUGUUCUCAUUUUCAAUGGUAUCACACAACAUUGCUCAACGAUAUCGAUCGAGGUAAUCGAACAGAUUCAACUCGAAUCAUGUCUUAUCGAACAGCAGUAAAUAAAAAUCAUAUUACUCCACUACAUAAACGUAAACAAAAACGUAUUGGUAAUGACAUUGAUUUAUCAAUGGUCGAUGCUGAUCUUAUCUAUGUGAGUAGUGAAGUCCUGGAUGAACAUCAGAUAACCAUAGAAGAGUUAAUUGUUCGAUUUGAUACUGAUCUGAAAACGGGUUUAACUCAUAUUCAAGCAAAACAACGUCUGAAAGAUGAAGGUCGAAAUUAUAUUGAACCACCACACGUUAGUGUUUCUACGUCUUGUCAACGUUUUUGGCUACAACCCUAUGUCCUGUUUAUAUCCAUUCUCAGUUUACUUGCCAUACUCUGUUUUGUAGCAUUUGCCAUUCAGUUAAAUACAAGACAGGAUACAACAUUUGAAAAUCUUUACAUGUUAGUCGUACUAGUUAUAUUUAUACUAUUGCCAAGUAUCUUUACAUUUGCAGUUGGUCAUAUUAGUGCAAAUAAAUUACAACAUCUUAGAUAUCAAAUUAAACAGUCAAAAUGUGAACCAAGUGAUCAAUGGGAAUGGACACAAUGGUUUAAUAUUCAUCAUCCAACUCAAAAGGGUGAAUAUGAAAUGUAUACGGCCAUACGUAGUCGUUAUCCACAAUUAGUAUGCGCAAAUCCAAAGGCAAUAUCGGCGAUAAAUCAAAUGGGAGUGGAUAUGAAUAAUACACUCGAUGUUAUUGUUAUUCGAAAUUACGAUAUAUUUUGUUUAAACAAUUACGAUACCAAAUAUCAACGAAAAUUAUGUGAUGAUUACAGUGUCAGAUAUUGUUGUCCACAAAAGUCAAUAGUAGAAAAAAGUUCAUAUUUUUUAGAUAUUUUACCACAUCAAACAAAUUCUGUUCGUCCAUUACCAUCAUAUAACAAUAAACAGCCUAUAUGUGGAAAAGUACCGAUUAUACCUCAAGCAUCGAACAAUUUCUUAAUGACAUUAUACAAUUCAAUUAUGUCUAAAAUUAUAAAUGGUGUAGAAUCAAAACCCAAUACUUGGCCUUGGUUAGUCUCAAUCGGUAUUCGUUAUCGAACAAAUAAUGGUUUAUGGCAAAAUCGAACGCAUAUUUGUGGUGGAACACUCAUUGAACAAUCACAUGUACUAACGGCUGCACAUUGUUUAGAACAAAAACUAGAUGAUCGAUUUGUCCCAUUUACAACAGCAAAUCCAACAUUGGAAAGUUUUUUUGUUAUUCGAAUUGGUAUUCAUGAUAUUCGUUUAACACGUUCAGAUGAAAUGUAUACUGCAAAAAAAGUAUGGAUACACGAAAAUUUUGUAUCAAGUACAUUUGAAAAUGAUAUUGGGAUUAUAAGAUUAAAUCAGCCAGUGCCACUUAAUCAUCAUACAAGUCCGAUUUGUUUACCAACAAGUACAACAUCAAGAAAUUUAGAAGCGGGAAGUUCAGUUAGUAUUGCUGGUUGGGGAACUAUUUCUGAAUCAUCACGUGUACAUUCAAAUGUAUUACGACAAGCAGACGUAAAUUUAUUAGCUCCACGAUUAUGUCGAGUAUAUACAGAUGUUAAUUUUGAUGAACAAAAACAAUUGUGCGCAGCAGCUUUAGAUUGGUCAAAAGAUACUUGCGCUGGCGAUUCUGGAGGUCCUUUAAUGUUUCAAGAAAAUGGUACAUGGAAUAUUGGUGGUAUUACAAGCUAUGGUUUCGGUUGUGCAAAAAGAAAUUUUCCUGGUCAAGUUGAUGUGAAACGUGAAGGAGCAUUAGAAAGAAUUCAUUCUGAAAAUCUUGUACGUGGUGAUAUUAUCCAUGUCAGAGGCGGUGAUCGUGUAGCGGCUGAUAUUCGAAUUGUACAUUCAUCUGGUCUGUUGGUUGAUAAUUCCAUCAUAACGAAAGAUGCUGAUCCUGCUUCAAAAUCAGCUGAUUUCACAAGUGAAAAUCCAUUAGAAACAAAUAAUUUAAUUUUAUGUGGUACAAGUGUUAUCUAUGGAACAGCCAUUGGUAUUGUUGUUAAAACUGCUGAACAUACACUUUUGGGCAAAAUGUCCAAUAUUACUGAAAGUCUUGAUCCUAAGCGAACGAUUUAUGCUCGAACAAUUCGAGCUAUUUUUCUUGCAUUAACCGUACUAGGAUUAGCAUUAGGCUUGAUAUUUUUUAUUGUUCUCUAUGCAACCGGUUAUUAUUGGUUGUAUGCUGUUCAAAUUAUGAUAUCUGUUUAUCUUGCAUGCAUACCAGAAAUAUUGCCAGCCAUUGCUCAGUUGUGUUUAACACGAACAGCUCAACAUAUGGCCACAAGAAAUUGUUUGGUGAAGGUUAUAGAUGCGUUGUACGAUCUGGCAUGUACAACAAUAUUAUUUAUUGAUAAAUCAGUGUUAACUACAAAUAAAAUGGCAACGAGUCAAAUUUGGAUACCAUCGAAUCAAGAGCGAAUUAUUUCAGCAGCACCUACAGAUGAUUCAACUGUUAUUGAGGAAUUUCGUUCAAUGCCAGGUUGGCAAAAUAUUAUGCGUGCAGCAGUAUUGUGUUGUAGAGCGGAAUAUUUUACUGAUCAACAUAAUACGAGUCGACAAGUAUCUUUUGGCGAAUGGGACGGUGAUGCAAGAGAAAUAGCCCUAUUAAAGUAUGCUGAAUAUGCUGAACUUGAUAUUCUAGAAAUUAAACGAUUGUAUCCAAGACAGAGAAUAUCACAUUUUACACCAGAAACAAAACGAAUUGAAUCAUAUCAUUUUAUCAAUGAAACCAAUCUGAUGGUAAACCUUGAUUGUAUGAUGGGUGCACCUGAACGUGUGUUUGGCCGUUGUGCGACAGUUUAUGUCAAUGAUGAUGAAAUCCCGAAAGAUGCAAAUAUGGAACGAUUAUUUAAUGAAGCCUGUAUACAAAUGGGUUCACUUGGAGACACUGUUCUCGGUUUUGCUGAUAGACAAUAUAAUCGAGGCGAUGAAAAUCAAGAAACAUGGCGUUUUCUUGGUUUAAUAUCAUUGAGCGAUCCAAUACAAGAAAACGUUAUAACAGCUAUUGAAAAAUGUCGUUUAGCCGGAGUUAAAGUAAUAUUGAUUACUGGUGAUCAUCCAGUUACAGCAUGUGCACUAGCUAAACGAUUAAAAAUAUUCUCACCAAAUUCUGAAACUGUGGAAGAUAUAGCCAUGCGACGCGGUGUUCCUCUCGAGCGUGUGGCAGCUCGAGAAGCGGAUGCUAUAAUUAUUCAUGGUCGUGAUAUUCAAGCUAUAUCACAACUAGAAUUAGCUGAUACAAUAAUAAAUGCACCAGAAGUGGCGUUUGCUCGUACAACAUUGCGUCAAAAACAAAAAAUAGUUGAAUGUGCUCAACUUGGCAGCGCUGUUGUAACAUGUUUUUGUCAAUCAGCCGAUGAUCGUGGUGCAAUUAGAAAAGCCGAUGUUAGUGUAGCUAUGUUGAAAGGCAGCAGUGAAUCAAGUCGACAAGAAGCUGAUCUCGUUUUAUUAGAUAAUGAUCUGAAUACGUUAGUGGCUGCUAUUGAAGAAGUUCCCUUUUUAAUGUUUCUUAUUUUACAAAUACCUUUGACACUUGGUCCAAUAACAUUAUUAAUUAUUGAUCUAAUAACAGAACUUUUACCAACAAUAAGUUUGGCAUAUGAAAAACCAGAAUCUGAUAUAAUGACAAGAGGACCAAUAGAUAAAUUUCGAGAUUUAUUGAUCAAUCGACGUCUAUUAUCGUUGGUUUGGGGACAAAUUGGAAUGUUACAAGUAUCAGCUGGAUUUUUCACCUAUCUUGUUGUUAUGGCCGAAAAUGGUUUUUGGCCAUCAAGAUUACUUGGCAUUCGUAAAGCAUGGGAUGCAGCAGCCAUAAAUGAUUUAGAAGAUUCUUAUGGACAAGAAUGGACUUAUCGUCAACGUAAAUUAUUGGAAUACGUCGGUUAUGCAUCAUUUCUUGCCGCAAUUAUUAUAGUUCAAAUAGCUAAUUUAUUAGUAUGUAAAACUAGACGAUUAUCAUUAUUUCAACAAGGAAUUCGAUCGAAUGUAUUUGUUAUUUUUUGUAUUAUUUUUAUGCCAACAGUUGCUGUUGCACUAAUUUAUAUUCCGGGUCUUAAUCGUGCACUUUUCUUGGAACGAUUACAACCUCUAUGGUGGCUACCACCUAUUCCAUUUGCCAUCAUGAUAUUUAUUUAUGAUGAAAUACGUAAAUUAAUGAUUCGAAAACAUCCCGAAGGUUGGGUAGCACAGGAAACAUAUCAUUGA
Didymodactylos carnosus is the source of this 6105-nucleotide messenger RNA. The record is from the annotation of a GenBank genome assembly. NCBI's taxonomy places the organism in Eukaryota, Metazoa, Rotifera, Eurotatoria, Philodinida, Philodinidae.